AUGGACAAUAGCACGCUGCGCAGUGCCGUGGACGAUGUCGACGCCAUCCUGCAAAGCGAGGCUUGCAACCUGGCACUCAACGCGUCGGCCGUCAUGCAAGAUUGCAACGCUGCCAUUGAAUACUUUUUGACCAACAUUCGCGACCGCGCCAACCUGGAAGACGAAGGUGCACCCAUCACGAUGUGGACGGUGCCCGACUCAUGGAACGCGCUCGACCGCGAAAUUGUCCAAGGGUUGGAGCUGAACAUGAAUGUCGUGUGCCCUGUUCCGGACCUUGGGCCAGAAGCGACUCUGAAUGCCAUCGUUCAGGUGCUGGGAGCUGCGUACUAUCUACGCCAGCCAUUCAUCACCUACGCUGGCAAGCCACAUUUUGCCUUUGCCGACAACUCGCCCAUCCGUCUCCGUCGGGUGCAAUUGCCCGAAUAUCAAUCGCACUGCAAUGAAACCGGAGUGUACCGCUGCGGAUACCGAGGCAAACCAGUCAUCAAGUUGGCUUCCUCCAAACUCUCGUCGAAAAACUCUGUUGCGUUCGACUACGUCAAGCAGUUCAGCUACACUGGCGACGAUCAGUCAAACAUUCUGGGUCGCGUCUACUUUGCCGGGCUGACCCUCGAGGAGGCUUCGUGCGAGUGGGUGCAGGCGAAUUUCGCAACCCUGGAGCCCUACUUGCCCGACCCUUCACGCCUCGUCACCCCUUCCGAAGUCGAUUCGGGCCUCCGUGUUGCCUUUUUGGUCAUUGCAGCUCUUGAGCUGGCCUUGUUUGUCGCCAUGGCGCUGGGUGUUGUCCACUAUCGCCGCGUCCGUGCCAUUCUCUCUGCCAGUCCCAAGUUCUUGCUGCUAAUGCUGCUCGGAGCCGCGUGGUCAAUGUUCUGGAUUCUGUUCAGUCACCAGGAGACCAUUGUCACUGGAUUUUGCGUUGCGCGUGUUUGGGCACGCCACCUUGGCUUUGUAAUUAUUUUCGGCGCGCUCGCGUUGAAAACCUUCCGCAUCGCCAGUGUGUUCAACCUCAAGUCAAGCAAGGCUCCUCACCUGACCGACCGCGUACUGCUGUUCCGCUUCCUGCUGAUUGUUGCAUAUGGCUGUGUCAAUCUGGUUGCAUGGACUGUCUCGAGCCCUCCCAAGGCGAGCACCCUCAUUUCCAACAACCAAAGCUAUCAAGUCUGCGAAGUCACCUGGUGGGACACUGCCAUGUACCUUCAAGAGCUGGUUGCAAUGAUCGGGCUGGCUCUCCUGUGCUACCGCGUCCGCAAAGCCCCCUCCGCGUUCAACGAGUCCAAGUACAUUGGGCUUGCCGUGUACAACUGGAUUGUUGUGGGCGUCAUUCUGCAAAUCAUCCUCAACUCUACCACCGGCUCGGCUGACUUUUACUUUGUCAUCCAGUCACUCGAGGUGCUCGUCACCGUGCUGACUGCUAUCGCGAUUUUGUUUGCACCAAAGUUUUACUUGAUUUUCCGAGGCAAGGGCAACGAUGGCUCGACCAGCACCUAUCGUGGAUCCAAUCAAGGAGGAAGCCACCCCAAGACCUCUGCAAAUGCCGGUGGCAACGGUAGCGGUAGCAAUCACAAGUCUGGCGGUGAGAUGGAAAUGUCUUCGGGCCACGAGGAAGAGGAUUCGAGCCGAGUCGACAAAUUCAUUGGCAAGCAGGCAGUUCAAGAGGUCAAAGCCCUGCGUCACGAGAAUGCCCGGCUCAUAAAAGAGAUGGAAUCCAUGCGUACACAGCUGUUACGGCUGCACAAUCCUCACAGCGACAGUCUGGAGUGA
Molecule: messenger RNA, 1761 nt
Organism: Capsaspora owczarzaki ATCC 30864
Lineage: Eukaryota; Filasterea; Ministeriida; Capsasporidae
Exons: 2
Coding region: 1-1761 (586 amino acids)
Biological process (GO): G protein-coupled receptor signaling pathway
Cellular component (GO): membrane
Molecular function (GO): G protein-coupled receptor activity
Source: RefSeq, a predicted model, not a curated record